AUGGACGACAAGCCCGACCAUCACCCAGAGCUGUCGUCCCUGGACGCCGCCGGCACCUCCUACACCCUCAACGCCUUCCUGACCAACUUAAAUUUAGAGAAAGAGGAGUCUGAUUUGUGCUUAUUGAGUUUGAAUGCAGAUUAUCAGGGCGAAACGGGGCACGCUUAUCAGUGCGAGGGGGAUGAAGGGGGCGCCGGGGCCAAGCGGAAGCAGAGGAGGUACAGGACCACGUUCUCCAACUACCAGUUGGAGGAGCUGGAGCGGGCUUUCCACAAGACGCACUAUCCGGACGUUUUUUUCCGGGAGGAGCUGGCGCUGAGGAUUGAUCUGACGGAGGCGAGGGUGCAGGUGUGGUUUCAGAAUAGGAGGGCCAAGUGGAGGAAGCAGGAGAAGGGCGCCAAAGGGGUGCAAACGGCGUUGAAUAUCAAUACAGCGUGUGCAGCCCCCAUGGAAAGCCCUUUGCUCAACUUCGCGCCCGAGCAGAGCCCCACGAACCUCUUCCUGGGUAUGGAGUGGCCUUCGGUGCCCCCGCAAGUCCCGUUUUCUAACGGCCUGGAGCAACCCGUUGACAUCAACACGGCUGUUCAGAUCGCUGACAGGGUGGCAGGUCUUCAGACCAGCGUCAUCGGGGAUGCUAUUCUGCUGGGGGACGAAGCUAACCUGGAUCUGAUUCAAGGUCCACACAACGAGAUCAGCAUUGAUCCAGAUUUAUUGACUCUGAAACCAUCAAGGAGUGUCCGCGGUGAUGAAUGUUAA
Zophobas morio is the source of this 756-nucleotide messenger RNA. RefSeq names its product paired mesoderm homeobox protein 2-like. The coding region runs from base 1 to 756 and encodes 251 amino acids. The record is from RefSeq and is a predicted model, not a curated record. The transcript is spliced from 2 exons. Gene Ontology annotation, molecular function: DNA-binding transcription factor activity, RNA polymerase II-specific; RNA polymerase II transcription regulatory region sequence-specific DNA binding. Gene Ontology annotation, biological process: regulation of transcription by RNA polymerase II. Lineage: Eukaryota; Metazoa; Arthropoda; Insecta; Coleoptera; Tenebrionidae.